Alligator mississippiensis (American alligator) is the source of this 4996-nucleotide messenger RNA. RefSeq names its product tubulin beta 6 class V (gene TUBB6). The record is from RefSeq and is a predicted model, not a curated record. The transcript has 4 exons. NCBI's taxonomy places the organism in Eukaryota, Metazoa, Chordata, Crocodylia, Alligatoridae. The coding region runs from base 3093 to 4433 and encodes 446 amino acids. Gene Ontology annotation, cellular component: cytoplasm; microtubule. Gene Ontology annotation, biological process: mitotic cell cycle; microtubule cytoskeleton organization. Gene Ontology annotation, molecular function: GTPase activity; GTP binding; structural constituent of cytoskeleton.
GGUCAUAGAAGCCCCAUGGGGAGGGCAGUAGUGCAGGGAGCCCUGAGCCCUACAGUGGAAAGCCUGCAUCCUCUCCCACCCUGCAUACAAAUCUUGGGGGCACAUGUACCCCCAUGCCUCUUCCCCAGCAGUGCACAGAGAGGUGGGGAACCAGCCCCCCUGUGCCUCCCAGACAAGCUACCUAUGGCUCCAUCCCACUUCCCCAGCUAGGCCUUGUGGCUGUGCAUUUCCACCCUGGCCCUGGGGCCCAGGCCCCACAUACCCCUUGGCUGGGCAGUAUCCCCAGGCCCACUCCCUCCCUCACCAUGGAGACCUCAAUCUGUGCCCCCUCCGCCCCCACUCCGUAAGCCUUCCCCUCUUAGAUUUACCUGCAGGCAGCUGGGGGAUCUGCUCUCCAUUGUAUUGUUGGCCAUGUGCACGUGUAUGCACACACACAUGCACAUGGUACCCCCUGCAUCCUGCUCCCCACAGCUCCAAGCAGGCCCUUGCAGGCUGGAACUCUGCCAGCCUGCAAGGGGAAACCAUAGUUUCCCAAGUUUUUCUCCUUCAAAGGAAUAAAUCUGUGUUUUUCCAUGGAGAAAAGAAAACCCAGAUCCCUGCACAUGAUACUGAGAUGAUAGAUGACUGUGGCGAGGGGAAUCUGGGACAAAUGCUGUCCCAGAAUCAUUCAGUCCGGGACCAGGACUUUAUGUUUAUAUUUCAGGACUGUCCUGCCCAAUUAGGGAUGGGUGGUUACCUUAAGUAUACUAAAAGCAACUACUUUUCCUGAAAAGCAGGACACAGCUUAGUAAUCAAACCUCAUGGCCACUAAACAGGGCAGAGCAACUCUGGUGUUUUUAUAGGACAAUUCAAAAUAUUCCAUGUGGUGUUUUUUUUCUGACUGAUUCUCAUAGUUAAGAGGAAGAUGACUAUGUCUGAUGUUAUUGCUGGAACAUCUUUUCUGUUUACUAUGGUAACUUGUCUAGAACUUCCACACUUCAUCCUGCAUUAUAGAAUCCUUCUCCUUUAUGACUCAGUAUUUAUUAAUUUUCACAAGAACUAGAGGCUCAGUUUAAAGGUGCCAAAUUGAGAUAGAGAAAGGUAUGUUAUAAGCUUCUGUUUAUUCAAAGAACAGGAACAGUAUAACAUAGGCAAUGGCAGUGCGAGAUUCCCUACACAGACCAGUACUUGAGCCAUGAUGCCAUGGCACUCUGCAAUACCAUGGGAUUCCUUUAAGAGUGCUGCACAAGAUUAGCACUGUUAAGUAUCUAGACACCUACACGAUUGACACUAUAAAUCAAUUCUAGGUGGGCUCCAGUCAGCUUGAACAUGAGACGCAAUUUAAAAUUAUAAAUAAUAUGUGCAAAUGAUACACGUAUGUUUAGACCACCUUCUUUACACAAGUGGUUCGAGUGAUAUACUGGGCGUAUCUACAUGAGACAUUGACUGCAGAGCUGCCUGAUUAGCUCUGCAGUAAAGUCUCAGCAUCUACAUGUGCUAGGCCUAUUAGGCUGCAGGAAACUAAUCAACUCUGUCAUUAGUAUUUGUAAACACAAGUACUAUCUUAUGGCAUGGUUUAGUGAACAGCAAUGCACAUGUAGACACUGAACUGGCUGGUUGCCUCCUGGCUAGCCCCACACUGGAGCACCCUUGUGCCCCAGUCGGCCCCUCCACAGCACAUUGAGCUGGGUCGGAGCAGCAACCUGGGUCCCUGCCAGCUGGGGCUGCUCUGACCCAGCUCAAUAUGCUAUGGUCCCAGGCACACGUGUAAACAUGGUGCCUGGGAACAAUAAAUUCUGGCAUGGUAUGCAUCAGAGUUUAUUGCAUCGCAUUGAUUUCAUGUGUAGACGCACCCACAGAGGAACUAUUUAUGGGUGUGAGACAGGCAGGGUUUGGCCCUAAACAUUAUUUAUGUUUUACCAGCUGCUUCUGAUGCCAUAUGUCUGUUAGGGUGUACAUAGUCAUGGGUUUGUGCAAUUCAUCAAGUUGUUUGGAGAGGCGUUUGGAUGAAAGAUGCCUAACGCACUAGUCAAUACUGUCACAUUGUUUCCUUGUAGUCCCCCACUGGUCUGUCUGUAUCAGCUUAUUGUCUCUGGUCUCAUACUUAGAUUUGGUGCUGGAAGCAUCUUUUGGAUUUGUGUUUGUACAGCAUAAUGUACAUAAUGUAAUCUCCAUCCAUAACUAGGCUGCUCGGUGCUAUGGUAAAACACAGAAAAAAAUAAUUCUAGAAUGGCAACGCUGCUAUUGUUAUAAGACUGAUGUGUGGGCUCCUGUUUUGAGCAAAGGAUGUAGCACUACGAGUGACUGAGAACUCUAACUCUGGCUCUCAUAUUCCGGGCCACAGACUGCAAACCCUUACUCAUGUGAGUAAUGCAUUGAAGACAGUGGUUUCCCUCUAUAUAAAAUGAAGACAGUGCUUACUUUAUAAGUAAGGCUAAAUUGUCUGAUGCUUGCAAAACAUGGAUUUGCAUAGGAGUGAAGUAUGGUGAGAAAUAUCUGUAACUUUUUCUUGUAUAUGUAUGAAGUGUGUUGUUACGUGGUAAAUACUAAUCACAACAUGCAAGAGCUAGUAAUUAUUUCUCAACUUACCUAAUGCUAGAAUUAAAAAAAAAUCACAACACAACCAUAAAACUUGAGACUAUCCACAGUCUGCUGUCAGCAAAAUACAGCUGCCUUUGCUCUAUUCUGAUGUUACUGGAAGACAAAGAGAGACAUGCUAUACAAAUUUGAAGUGUUAUUAACAAUUAUAUUACGAUCACUUGUUUUUGUUACUACUUUGAGCUUUGUCUGUUAUAAAUACAUACUUUGGAGUAGAGAUAAUACCAAGUCCCACAUGGUUAAUGUUUUGGACUGUUCCACUUUGGUCCCUUAACAGCAAUGUGGAUGAAAUGCCAUUCACAGAGAUCCAGCCCCAGGGGAGGCUGGCCAAAGCCAGUUGCUUAGCCUGGGCUGGCUGUUUGUGCAGGGAAGUUGCACACUGAGGAGAGCUGGGAGGGAGGAUCACAGUCCUGGAGCCAAUAAAACACUCACUGAGACUGCUGAACUCUGCAAAGAGUCAGAGAGAGAGGGCAAGAAAAAAGGGGAAAGAGAGAUUUGGCCUUGCAAAUAUCACAAUGAGGGAAAUAGUGCACAUCCAGGCUGGCCAGUGUGGAAAUCAAAUUGGAACAAAGUUUUGGGAAGUGAUCAGUGAUGAGCAUGGCAUUGACCCAGCGGGAGGUUACAUCGGUGACUCAGCAUUGCAGCUGGAGAGAAUCAAUGUCUACUAUAAUGAAUCAUCUUCCCAGAAAUUUGUUCCCAGAGCAGUUUUAGUGGACUUGGAACCAGGAACCAUGGAUAGCGUGCGAUCAGGUCCAUUUGGUCAACUCUUUCGACCCGAUAAUUUCAUCUUCGGACAAACAGGUGCAGGAAAUAAUUGGGCCAAAGGACAUUAUACAGAAGGAGCAGAACUGGUAGAUUCAGUGCUUGAUGUAGUAAGAAAAGAAUGUGAACACUGUGAUUGCUUGCAAGGAUUUCAGCUCACUCAUUCCCUUGGAGGAGGAACAGGUUCUGGCAUGGGAACACUACUCAUCAGCAAAAUCCGAGAAGAAUAUCCAGAUAGGAUAAUGAAUACAUUUAGCGUCAUGCCUUCUCCAAAAGUCUCUGACACAGUGGUAGAGCCUUAUAAUGCCACGCUCUCAGUCCACCAGCUGGUUGAAAAUACGGAUGAAACUUACUGCAUCGAUAAUGAAGCUUUGUAUGACAUCUGCUUCCGCACCUUGAAGCUUACCACCCCUACAUACGGAGAUUUAAACCACUUGGUGUCUGCUACAAUGAGUGGAGUUACCACAUCGUUGCGUUUUCCAGGCCAGCUGAAUGCUGAUCUUCGGAAGCUGGCAGUAAACAUGGUCCCAUUCCCACGCCUUCACUUUUUCAUGCCAGGCUUUGCUCCUUUGACAGCCCGGGGUAGCCAGCAAUACCGAGCACUCACAGUUCCGGAGCUCACUCAACAGAUGUUUGAUGCUAAGAACAUGAUGGCAGCCUGUGACCCAAGACAUGGACGAUAUUUGACAGUGGCCACAGUCUUCCGAGGUCCCAUGUCCAUGAAAGAGGUUGAUGAGCAGAUGCUGGCCAUCCAAAAUAAGAACAGCAGCUACUUUGUGGAGUGGAUCCCAAAUAACGUAAAAGUGGCUGUUUGUGACAUCCCACCCCGUGGCCUCAAGAUGGCCUCUACCUUCAUUGGUAACAGCACAGCUAUUCAAGAGCUUUUCAAAAGGAUCUCUGAGCAGUUUUCUGCCAUGUUUAGGAGAAAAGCCUUCCUCCACUGGUUUACAGGAGAAGGAAUGGAUGAAAUGGAAUUUACAGAAGCAGAAAGCAACAUGAAUGACCUGGUUUCGGAAUACCAGCAGUACCAAGAAGCUGCAGCAAAUGAUGGAGAGGAAGCAUUUGAAGAUGACGAGGAAGAAAUCAAUGAAUAAAACCAAUUAUCUUAUAGCAGGUCAAAAUUCUUAUAUCUGGAUUUCUAAAAUUAGGUUUAAAAAGCCAUAUUUAGGUUCCAAAAGAAAAAUGAAAAUGUAGUUGAUGAGGGUGUGCCCAUUUAGAUUCUGCUAACUUAAGCAGGACCUGCAAAAGCUUAGCACCUCUGAAAUUCAGGCCAUUUCUAUUUAGGAGCUUAAUUUUAGGUGCCCGAUUUUAGAAUUUUGGCAUAAGAAUCUGUCCAAGGAAAUCACUAGAUUUCUUCAAAUAAGCAAAACUGUCUUUCACAGAAAGUUGUACAAGAGGCAGAAGGGGAAUGGGUAUACAUUUGGGAAAAAGGCUGAACUGUUUUAAUCAAACUGAGAACAGCAAAAACUGGUGGAUCUUCAAAGUGUAAAAAUACGGCACUGAAUGUACAGUACUGAACUUCCAAGAGCUAAAAUCUAUUAAUACAGAGAAAGAAAUGUUUUAUCCAUGUUCAACUCUUUACAUAGUAAAUCUUGAUACUAAUAUUUGACUUCAGACAUUUAACAGCAAAACUAAAUAAAAAUAAGUAUCCUCUCAA